AGGGUAUUUUCGUCAUAUCACGUAAAACAAAAUCUCGCUUCCGAUCUUGAACAUUUGCUUUGAAGUUUCAACAAGUUUGAUUCUUGAUUCAUUCGUUGUACAGAUUUGCGAUCAAAUUUCAUUUAUUCUCCUUUAAGAAUCUGGUUUAUCUGCAAAGGAUCCUAUGAGAUAGUUGAGUGUUUAACAAUUAUGUCGUCUAGGCGUCAUGUUCGUUACAGUCCUUUAGCUGUUGAAGACGACGAUGAUUAUGAUGGUGGAAGGCGUUACGACCCGAGGUUUGAUUAUGCACCGAAAGCCUUCGAUAGAGUCCCAUGGAAAUCCAUUGCCCUUGCACUUUUUCUGCUUUGUCUAGGGUGCUUGCUUCUUUUUCUUUUAUUUUUCAUCUUCACUGGGCAUAUGGGAGGAGAGCAAUCGCAGGCGUAUGGACUCUUAAUCCUUGGCAUUCUUACUUUCCUUCCAGGUUUUUACGAGACUCGGAUAGCUUAUUAUUCUUGGAGGGGUGGUGAAGGAUACACCUUUGCUUCUAUUCCAGAUUAUUAGUACGUGUGAUGUUCGUCCAGUUUAUUCAUCCCCUCCCUGAACUGUGUUACAUUAUAGUUAGAACCUGUUUAAAGCAACCUUACAAUGCUAUAAAUUCUUUAAUUUUGAAUGCAAUCGACUUGUCACUUAAAGCAAAACCAGGUAGGAA
This is a messenger RNA of Hibiscus syriacus, 688 nucleotides long. RefSeq names its product transmembrane protein 230-like. Gene Ontology annotation, cellular component: endomembrane system. The record is from RefSeq and is a predicted model, not a curated record. The transcript has 3 exons. Lineage: Eukaryota; Viridiplantae; Streptophyta; Magnoliopsida; Malvales; Malvaceae. Bases 190 to 540 code for a protein of 116 amino acids.